UAUCAAAUUGUCAGCGUCUUAAGAUUUUACCUGCGUUCUGCUGUUUCCAUACGUUAUUCGUAGCAUUACUGCUCUUGGAAUUCUAGACAUGCGAACAGGCGUGGUUUUAAAGUGAAUGCCGAACGCCGCAUAACGAGGAAGCAGAAGUCCAGUAAAAGAAAAGUAGUUUAGUGAAAAUACUAUCCGCUCCUGUGACGAGAGAGAAAUACGCUGCAAUGAUUAUUAUUUUGUGGUCGGCUUCUUAACUCGCGCUUUCAACUGGAACUAGGCUGAGAACUGGGGAGCUCUCAGAAUUUGUUGGGAAUUACAGACCGCAGUUUUCUCGAGGACUCUCCUAUGGGUGAAACAGUUGGGGGUGAUAAAUGCCCCUGCCUGCGCAGCCUGCUGGACAGGUGUUAUGGUAAGCGUCACGCAAGCGAAGUCCAACCUGACGAGACGGAGAACGGCGAAGCGCUGCGGCAGCCGCCGAGUACACCCCGACUCCUGCCACCGCCGGUACCCGCGUCCAAGGGAGAAACUCCGGACGGAGACAUGUACACGGCUCUCUGGCCGUUUCACGCUAGAGCUGAAGAGGAAUUGUCGUUUGAAAUGGGUGACCGGUUUAAGAUACUGAGUCGUACAGGUGAAUGGUGGAAUGCAGCGAAAGUGACUCCCAAUGGGCAAAUUGUGGGCAAGGGAUUUGUGCCCUAUAAUUACCUCGCUAGAGGGGAGACUGCAGAAGCGCAGCCAUGGUACUUUGGGAAGAUGAACCGGUUAGAGGCUGUGAACCUCCUCCUCUCACCUGAAAAUGGCAGAGGAACAUUCCUGGUGCGUCUCAGCGAGAGAGAGCAUGUGGACUAUGUCCUGUCUGUUAAAUCUGACAACAAAGUGAAACACUUCAAAAUCUUGCAAAAUGCAGAAGGGCUGUACUGUUUAAAUGAGAGAAACAGCUUCACCACCCUGAUGGGUCUCAUUGACUACUACAAGACUCACUCCUUUUCCAUCAUAGAGAAACUGACAGAAGGAUGCAGGAGAAAAGAACCUAAACCACAGGAUUUAUCACACUCCACUGUAGACGAAUGGGAGCUUCCUAAAGAAGAGUUUACACUCGGCAAAUUGCUGGGAACUGGAUAUUUUGCGGAUGUCUAUGAAGGACUCUGGAAAAAUCAAGUUAGAGUCGCAAUAAAAGUCUUAAAAAAUAAAGAGAAUGUGAAUUACAGAGAGUUCCAGUUAGAGACGCAGAUACUAAAGAAGCUUCGCCAUAAACAUCUUAUCUCUCUUCUUGCAAUUUGCACAACUGAAGACUCCUACUACAUUGUCACCGAACUGAUGGAAAAGGGGAACUUACUGAAUUUUCUCAGAGGUACAGAAGGCAGGCGGUUGGAUAUGUCUUCACUCUUAGACAUGGCCUGUCAGGUUGCUGAUGGGAUGGCCCAUCUGGAAUCCCAGAAAAGCAUCCACAGAGAUCUGGCAGCACGGAACGUUUUAGUUGGAGACAAUCUCAUCUGCAAAGUGGCUGAUUUUGGGUUGGCUCGGGUGACAAAGGAGCCUUUUUAUAUCUCUGAAGACAAGAAAAUCCCCUACAAAUGGUGUGCUCCAGAAGCAAUCAGCCAUGGGCGCUUUUCUACUAAAUCAGACAUCUGGUCUUUCGGAGUUCUUCUGUAUGAAAUCCUCACCUAUGGUGGAGUUCCAUACCCAGUUUAUAACAACAAUGAAGUUUACAAGCUUAUAACCUCAGGAUACCGAAUGCCUUGCCCAGAAAACUGCCCUAAAUCCGUUUACAACGUCAUGCUGUCCUGCUGGAGGGAUUCUCCAGAAGACCGUCCACCCUUCUCAUUCCUCAGGCAGCAGUUGGAAAAAUUCAACAAAUAUGACAUGGAUUAGAAGGUACCUGCACCAGCCUGGACCUGCCACAGGAAUGGAUCUGACAUCUUGAGCAGAUGCAUUUCAUUUGCCUGGAAAGGAUCUCAACUUUCCAAGAGCAUAAAUCAUAAGACUUUAAACUGGAGGAGGACGUACUUAUUCAUGACAGUUCUUGAUUAUCUUAAACUGUUCUCAUGUGACCAUCUGAUUCUACAACAAGGUGGUUUGGUAUUCCCAUCCUUAAGGAUAAAGAAAUAGUGAUAUAAGCCUUUCCACCUACAGUAUAUAAGCAUUGUACACCAUUUAAAUUUAGAUUUAGUUCAUGUUUUUAAUCUGUGGGUCCAGCAAUCAGUAAGAAAUAAACUUUUUCCUAUGACCUGCAUUAAACCUACAUAUAUCGGUCUUAAUUAUAGUCAGGAUGAAGUCUGUUUUGCUGAAGUACAUUUUUGAAGAUCCUUUAUAAGGUAAUCAUGACCUUGUAAAAGGUACAUCUUGUACAAGGGGAAUUCAAAUGCAAUGUGUUCAUCUUAAAGAUGGCCCUGCAAAGUCCACAAUUACUUUGAAAUGAGGUGUCUGCAGUUGUUGCAAUUUGGUGCUUAUUCCAACUCAAAGUGUAAAAUACUGUAUGUCAGUCUUAUAAAGCCUUAUUAAUGUUUUAGGAGAUAAUUGUAAAAAACAGUGAAAUUGACAGAUUUGUACAAAUGUAUUAUUACAGUUGACAGUAUUAUGAAAACAUACAGACUUUGUAUAACUCUACUGCCAUCAAAUAUCAAAACCAUUUUGGUUGCCUUUCUGUUGAAAUUCAGCGAGUGGUAUAUUUGAAAAAAGUGAGAAACAGUCAAAACCACAACUUCCAUUGUAAAAAAUCUGGCUUUUAUGAAGGCUCUUUGCUCCCUUAGUUUUGUCUUUAUCCCGGAUGACGUUUGGGAUCAGGGACAAAUGUUGGUGGAGCUCUCUAUGACAGGAAGGUCUUUUUGGGGUUUCACCGCUGCCUAGGGAAGCACAGGAGUGCCUAAACUAGUUAAUAUUCUCAUUCAAAACGACUUCAGGUGUAAGCCAUACCGUGCCUACGGUUAUACAAAGUCAUAAAAGCACAAAUACACUGUUUGAUUUUACACACCCAGAUCAUGAUUUUUCUGGUUCUGUUUGGUUCUUACGAUUCAUACAUCAUUAAUGUAAGGGUGACUUUGACAAUCAAUAAAUAAUGCCUAAUAAAUCCUC
Messenger RNA from Lepisosteus oculatus (spotted gar), 3063 nucleotides. RefSeq names its product protein-tyrosine kinase 6. The record is from RefSeq and is a predicted model, not a curated record. Gene Ontology annotation, molecular function: protein tyrosine kinase activity; protein binding; ATP binding. Gene Ontology annotation, biological process: protein phosphorylation. Lineage: Eukaryota; Metazoa; Chordata; Actinopteri; Semionotiformes; Lepisosteidae.